Messenger RNA from Engraulis encrasicolus (European anchovy), 948 nucleotides. RefSeq names its product elastase-1-like. The record is from RefSeq and is a predicted model, not a curated record. Bases 40 to 855 code for a protein of 271 amino acids. NCBI's taxonomy places the organism in Eukaryota, Metazoa, Chordata, Actinopteri, Clupeiformes, Engraulidae. Gene Ontology annotation, molecular function: serine-type endopeptidase activity. Gene Ontology annotation, biological process: proteolysis. The transcript has 8 exons.
CCAGACCUCCUCAGCCUACAGAGCUACAGUACUGCAGACAUGCUGAGACUCGUCCUGUUGACUGUCCUGGCCAGCCUUGCGCUGGCUAGGAUUCCUGAGCCCAGGUACAUGGAGGAAGUUGCCUCGGAGAACGAGAGGGUGGUGGGAGGUGAGGUGGCCACACCCAAUACCUGGCCCUGGCAGAUUUCUCUUCAGUACCUUUCUGGGAGUAGCUACUACCACACUUGUGGAGGCUCUCUGAUCCAGAGGGGAUGGGUGAUGACAGCUGCUCACUGUGUGGACAGUUCCAGGACGUGGAGAGUUGUUCUGGGAGAGCACGACCUGAACAGCAACUCUGGCAGGGAACAGAUCCGUUCCGUUAGCCGCGUCUACAUCCACUCCGGAUGGAACCCCAACAACGUUGGUGGCGGAUAUGACAUUGCCCUGCUGCGUCUCUCCUCUGAUGCCACACUGAACUCCUAUGUGCAGUUGGCAACACUGCCCCCCUCUGGCCAGGUUCUGCCCCAUGACAAUCCCUGCUACAUCACUGGAUGGGGUCGCACCGCCACUGGUGGUAGCCUUUCUGCUCAGCUGAAGCAGGCCUACCUGCCCAUCGUCAGCCAUAACGUCUGCUCCAGCAGUGGCUGGUGGGGCGGCAGUGUGAAGACCACCAUGGUCUGCGCAGGAGGCUACGCGGAGUCUGGAUGCAACGGAGACUCUGGCGGCCCUCUGAACUGCAACGUGGGCGGCAGGUACGUGGUGCACGGUGUCACCAGCUUCGUGUCCUCCGCAGGCUGCAACACCUACCAGAGGCCCACUGUCUUCACCCGCGUCUCCGCUUUCAGCAGCUGGAUCGAGUCGACCAUGGGAUACUAAAUCAGAUGUGAAUCCUUCACCAGUGAAUCUUCCUGGUACUGGCAUUUUCCAAGGGAGUGAAGAAAAAAUAAAAAAGUGUUUGUGGAAAUGUAA